This is a messenger RNA of Hyla sarda, 1965 nucleotides long. It is a transcript of the gene MTERF2, whose product is annotated as mitochondrial transcription termination factor 2. Gene Ontology annotation, cellular component: mitochondrial matrix. The coding region runs from base 451 to 1635 and encodes 394 amino acids. Gene Ontology annotation, biological process: termination of mitochondrial transcription; regulation of DNA-templated transcription. The transcript is spliced from 3 exons. Lineage: Eukaryota; Metazoa; Chordata; Amphibia; Anura; Hylidae. The record is from RefSeq and is a predicted model, not a curated record. Gene Ontology annotation, molecular function: double-stranded DNA binding.
GUCUGCGCGCAGAGCAGCUCGGUGAGAAAAAAUGGCACAGAAUAGCGCCGACAAGAAGGACCGGCCACUGGAGAAUUCAAUAACAGAGCGGGGAAGAAACCUGGACUCCAGAUAGGACAAUGCCCCACCUGAUAUAAUAAAAUAUAAUAAAUCCAGGUUCCUGCCGCACAUACAGAUGAAUAGAAUUCAGUCACAACAGGUGCCCCGGGCUUCUACAAAGAUCUCCUCCCCUCCUCACCCCACGUGACCGAUCACAUGAUCAUGACGUCGGGAAAGGUCCUUUAACCCAUGAGGCUCCAGCAUCGACAGUGACAGACUGUGCCACCCUUCUGCUUAUCUGGGGGGGGGCGUCCUACAGGAAGAUCUGUCCUCACAGGAGCCGGGGUGGAGGAGGGGUCACUGCCCGGGUGACAUUGUAAUGGAAAUAACUUUCAGUGAUCUACAGUAACCAUGCUAAAAGCUGUAGGUGACCCCGUCCUGCGGUGGCGCCAUAGAUCCUGGAGGCAAGCCCUUCUGUGCCAACAGAUCAUUGCAUCUGGUUGUUUACCGGGUACCAGGACAUUCACCAACUCAGGUUCUGCACCAGGUUCACAGACGGGUACAACAGAAAACAAAACGACGGUUGACAAUCUUUAUAACUUGUCCGUAAAUAUUAAGAAGAUUCGCCGGUUAAAAAACUGGACCCUUUACGAAGAUGUGGCCUAUGUCCAGGAGACCGCUAGUAUCUUAAAGGAUAUGGGAGCAAGUGAUGUUACCGUGGCCAAUAUUCUGGAGUCGUGUCCGGAAGCUUUUCUUCAGGAACCUGCAGAAAUCCACUCUCAAAAAUCCAUCUGGAACUUAGUCUGCCCCAAGGAUGGAGAACUAAUAGCGCUAAUAGAAAAGUUUCCCGAUUCCUUCUUCACUUGUAAGAGUCCCAUCCACCAAAGAGCCAACAUCAGAUACUUUCAAGAUCUAGGGCUGAACAACAAAAUUGUCAGCAGGCUUCUCACCAGCGCUCCGCAGAUCUUUUGUAAUCAGGUUGAAAGCAAUAAGAAGAUGGUCGAUGCUCUGGAAGAAAAUUACCUCAGUCUGGGGGGUACGAGAGUAAACUUUAAAGCCUGGUUUAUGAAGUUAAUAAGUCAAGAUCCAUUUGUCCUCUCCAAAACCACAGAGUCAAUGAAGGAGAAUCUAAAGUUUUUACAAGAGUUAGGAUUUCGUGAUGAGAAAGUCUUGAAACUACUGUCUAAACUGAAAGGUUUUAUCUUCGAUCUGGACAAGGAAAUAAUGGAGAAGGGGGUUCUGUUCACAACCUCGACUUUCAAAUGCACCAACGAAGAGCUAAGGGACAUGGUAAUGAAAUGUCCGGCCCUCAUCUACUAUCCCGUCCCGCUGCUGGAAGAACGUAUAGGACUUCUUCUCCGGGAAGGGGCUUCUAUAAAUCAAGUUAAAGAAUGUCCUAAUGUUCUAGAACUCACCCCACAAAUCGUACAGUUCAGAGCGAGAAAAAUCAAACAGUUGGGUCGUAGAAUAGAGGAUCAGAGUUUAGAGGUUUUAAAUGGAACUAAAAAAGAUUUUGAAGUGAAUUUUGGAAAGUUACAAGUGAGAAAAGAACGGCCUCUCUUCAAUCCUGUUGCUCCAUUGCACGUGGAAGAGUGACCUGACUACUUUAGUGGUUUAAAAUGAAUAAAGGCAGGGCUGAAUAUGAAAGUGGAUUGUUUCAUUGGUGGCCUUAUUGUUAUAGUUGAACUAUAUGACUGCCAUGGGUUCCAUUGACUCUUGUGCUGUGGUUGAGCAACCAUUUAGGUUGAAGCCACAUGAGAGGCCAGCCACAUAUGGCAAACCCACAUAGAGGCCAAUGACCGCAUGUCUUACUACCAAAAUUAUUUGGCCGUUUGCCACCCCAGGAGCGUGUGGUGUUGUCCUCAUGCUGAAAGCCGCUCGUGUGGCUUCACCGACAAACCUGCUUAGGUUGGUGGUCUUGCUAUC